Messenger RNA from Marchantia polymorpha subsp. ruderalis, 1382 nucleotides. The record is from the annotation of a GenBank genome assembly. Lineage: Eukaryota; Viridiplantae; Streptophyta; Marchantiopsida; Marchantiales; Marchantiaceae.
GAAUGUGCCCUGGAUCAAGCCUGUCUUUCAGAGCCACUUUGGAUUGCCCAUCGAGCUGGAACAACCGCAUGAGUCAACAGUGGUGGAGACGGCGAAAUGGACCUCUGAUGCCUGAAAAGCAACCGCACGUCCAAGGAUAAUCUGACAAUCGCAACGCCGAAACGGACCUGACAGAGCAUCUUUCUAGUGGAGUGGGAACGUAAGUCUGUCUCUUCCUCGUGAGACGAGGUCAGUUGCAUACCCCGCUCGCUUGAGAGAGAUCUAGUCAGUGCCUCUUGCUGUCAGACGCCUUCUUGAUCAACGAGGCCAUGGAAGACGACGAUGAUAGCUGGCUGGACAGGGCAGAGGUGAUGAGCGAAGUGCACAUUGGUUGCAGCCCUAGCUUUGGGUACGGAGUGUCUAGUUUUGAAAUCUCAAGGUUUUCUUCUCCAGAGAGGACGGAGGAUGAAUUUGCUGUUCUCGAGAAACAGGAAGAUGAUGAAGGUGCUGAUGAAUGUUCAGUGGGAACUGAUGACCAUGGGGAUCUCAUUCUACCAAGGAGAAAGAAAAUGCGCAAGACAGCUCAGGUCACCAAAGAUGUCAUUUCUGUUUAUCAUAACAUCACAACUCAACUUUCUGACGUAGGUUUGCAGGUAUGGAAAGGAGCAUUGUUGUUAUCAGACUUCAUCCUGGAUUCCAUCACAACAAAUGAGUCGUUCAAGGAUACAGUCGUCUUGGAGCUUGGAGCUGGGACAGGGUUGACCGGAAUCAUCAUGGCCAGAUAUGCCCGUCUUGUCUUCAUAACCGACAGAGGAACUGAGAAUCUGGACAAUUGUACUCGUAAUUUGAUGCUGAACUCGAGUUCUUUGAGGCAAGGAGAGAACAGUGUGAGAGUUCGAGAAUUAGAUUGGCAUAAUCCUUGGCCACCUGUAAACAGUGGAAGUAGUGAGGCUAAUUCCACGUACCAUUGGAGUCCGGACGACUUGAGGAUAGCCGAGGAGGUUUCUGUGUUACUUGCAGCAGACGUAGUGUACAGUCCUGAUUUGACAGAUGCAUUUUUCAGCGUGUUGAAGGCGCUCAUGCCGGUGAAUUCUAAGAAGGUUCUGUAUCUAGCUAUGGAGAAACGCUACAAUUUUAGCUUGAGGGACCAGGAUGUUGUGGCUCACGGAUACAAACACUUUCGCUCCUACUUCACCGCCGACAGCUCGGAGGCUGGAAGUUGUGAAAAAUUAGAUGUUGAUGUAGACAAUGCUGAAACUGCUCGACACUUUCGUGGAAGAAAGAUUGAUGUUACUGGAGUACGACAAUAUAUGAAAAAUUAUGAUCGUGGGAAGGACCUGGAACUGUGGGAAAUAAGAAGAAACAUUCUCUGAAUCUGUCUGCAUUCCUCGGGUUCACAAACG